Panthera uncia (snow leopard) is the source of this 2674-nucleotide messenger RNA. It is a transcript of the gene TMEM80, whose product is annotated as transmembrane protein 80. The transcript has 4 exons. Gene Ontology annotation, cellular component: ciliary transition zone. Lineage: Eukaryota; Metazoa; Chordata; Mammalia; Carnivora; Felidae. The record is from RefSeq and is a predicted model, not a curated record. Gene Ontology annotation, biological process: non-motile cilium assembly. The coding region runs from base 1010 to 1747 and encodes 245 amino acids.
CGAGCUCCGCCGACGGCCGAGAGUCCGGAACCGAGGAGGGCCGAAGCGGCCCGAAGUGCGGAGCCGAGUCUGCCCGAACUGGUCCGAGGCUGUACGAGGGCUUCCGAACGGCUCUGCGCUAACCCCUCCUCAGCGCCUGGGAGGCCGCGCCACCCUUCGUCCCCCGCAACAGGGUCGCCGACUGUGGGGCAGAAUCUCGCCGGCCUCCGACGCAGCGCGGCCGGGCCAGGAGAACCUUUCGUCGCAGGCUCCGCCCACCCCCGCCUCGAGCGGGAGCCGAGUCCGUCCGAGGUGAAGCCGAACAGAGCCGAGCGUUGCCGAGCGCCGCUACUCGGAGCCUCGGCUCUCCGCCUCCGCCUGUACGAAAGUGCCCGAGCGCUGCCGGACGGGUUGAUCGGGCCUCGGCCGCGGAUCGGAAUCAACUCCCGAAGCGCGGCGAGGUCGGGCCCCUUCGGGAGCAGAAGCGAAAAUGGCCGAAGGGAUGCGAAGAGCGCGGAGCCGAGAGACUGCCGGGAUCGCGGCGGACUGGGCGGGCGGGGCCGGGCGGCAAGAUGGCGGCCGCGCGGCGAGGGAGAGCUUCAUCCGCGGUGGUAUCCUGCUGUGCCCACGUGUCCCUGGUGGGCCUCCACAGCACGGUUCCUGAGGGCUGGUUUGCCGGACUCUUGAAGUCAGCUCCGAGUUUCUGCUUUCUGCCCCCACCUUUUCUAUAAGUUCUGAGUAGAAAUUCCACGUUUCAGUGGGAGGGACGGUCACUGACAGAUGCAGAGAGUUCUAGGACUUCCUCCAGUGGAGUGUGCUGGCUCCAUCACCCUCCUUCUAGGCCCUGCAGCUUGAGUGGGUGGCUGCCUGCCUCCCCCAGGCCCAUCUGCAGCAGAAGAGCAAAGACCCCUCGGUCUGAACACUUACAGAGUCCUUUUAUGCAAGCAAACAGGAAGUGUACAGAGCUCGGGAAAGUUAGUGGACAUGUAACUGCCCCCCCCCCCAAGAGAAUACGUUUUCUUUGAAGGAAAUGAAAAUAAUUCAUUAUUUUCAAUCUCAUAACCUGGGCCCGGAUCAGGGUGGUGCCCGCAAGGAAGCCCGGCCAUCCUGCCCGCAGUUACCAGGGACACGCCCAGCCCUCUGGUUCCAGGAUAGGACAUCUGUGACAGGGGAGGAGUGUGGGCGGAAGCCUCCGCAGGCAGGGAGCCGGUGGCCGGGUCUCCAUGGCCACCCGCAGGUGCCUACACUGGGCCUGCCUGUGUCGGGCCCCUGGGAAGACGGGGCAGAGCUGGCCCCCUGGGGUGGACGCACUGCGAGGCUCUCUGGGUCUGCCUGGGACUGGGAGUCCUUAACCGAGUCCUUAACCACUGGCCAGCUCUCGUCCGUCUCCCUGCAAGUGCUGCUCUACCUGAGUGGGGGGUAUUAUGCCCUGUAUUGCCUGGCUACGCUCCUACUGAUCAUAUAUAAAAGUCAGGUUUUCAGUUAUCCUUGUCCUUACCUGGCUCUCGACCUGACUCUGCUGUUUCUGAUGGGGAUUCUGGAAGCAGUUCGGUUGUACCUGGGCACCAAGGGCAACCUGAUGGAGGCCGAGGUGCCGCUGGCCGUCAGCCUGGUCCUUACAGCGGGUGGCGCCCUGCUGUCCACCUACUUCCUGCUCUGGCAGACCCUGGUGCUGCGGGCCGACUCCACCCUCAGCGCCGCGCUCCUCGCGCUCCACGGCCUGGAGGCCGUCCUGCAGCUGGUGGCCAUCGCUGCCUUCGUCAGCUAGGCGGGCAGCACCCGGCUUUGCCGGGCAGGACAGCUCUGCACAGAAGCCCCCGCCUGGGAGCUCGGCCGUCUCCUCCCCCAGUGCUGGACGGAAGGGCACCGGUGUGGACGGGUAGGACGGUUUGGAGUGGUUUACGAAUUUUGGGUGGUGGGGUGGUCAGGAACCCAGGGCAGAGCAGAGAGCCGGGGGAGUUGCCGGGAAGAGCCUCACGAAGGGUCGGGAAGGGGGACCGCGGGAACAUCUGCUCAGGCCCCGCUUUUGGCUGGUGAGGAUCUCCCUCCGGCAGCUGCCCUGACCCCCGACCCAGAAGGGAACAGGCCCUUGGGAAAGGAGGUGGCCGAGCUGUGGCCACAAACCACCGUUCCCUGCCGGGAGGAGCAGCCUGGCCGUGUCUUGCCGGUUCCCCCGUGGGUGUGAGGGCGCAGGCCGGGGCGGUGCGUGUUCCAUACCCACCGCGCUGCUGCUCUGCCGGGGGCUCCAGGGGCAGCAUGGGAAGCGGGCAGCCAGGCCCCGGGCUGCUUAGGAACCGUGGGCCCUGGUGUCCGGGGGGAUGUUGGCAGCUGCGGCUCCUCUCCCCUGGGGGCUCCUGAAGGAAGGACGGGCCGAGACCCUGGCACUGACGGGAGGGAGGCAGGGAGUGGGCCAGCGGCGAACGGCCCUCCACUGCCCCAGCCUGGGGCCUCAGUGCCCCCUCGUCCAAGCCUCAGUCGUUAAAAUGCCAGGGACGUUUGCACUGUGCUCCUCGCAUUCUGUUUGUGCCUUCUUCCCCCUUCGCGGAUCGUAAUGGCUCCCGGAAGACACUGAGCUCCUGCUCCCCGGGACCUUCACCUGUUCACGCUGUGCACCGUCCACAUCUGGAACAAAACGUUGGGUAUCUGGACGUUUUCUCUACCGUUUUGUGGAAAUAAAUGUUUAUACCUCCCUGAA